Messenger RNA from Melanotaenia boesemani (Boeseman's rainbowfish), 3156 nucleotides. Its product is annotated as prenylcysteine oxidase-like. The record is from RefSeq and is a predicted model, not a curated record. Gene Ontology annotation, molecular function: prenylcysteine oxidase activity. The transcript has 7 exons. Lineage: Eukaryota; Metazoa; Chordata; Actinopteri; Atheriniformes; Melanotaeniidae. Bases 260 to 1765 code for a protein of 501 amino acids. Gene Ontology annotation, biological process: prenylated protein catabolic process; prenylcysteine catabolic process.
AUUUCCGGACGUGGAUCGUCAUUUAUUAGGGAAUUGUUCAGUAUCAUCGCCAUUGUAUCAAGGGGUCCUUUGUUGUAUAUCAAAAUAAUUCAAAACUUAAUUUUCUUUAUUUACGUUUAACUAAAGCGCCUCGAGAUUUUCCUUGUGUUAAAGAUGUUCGUCCAAAGGGAAAGUAGACGCUAACCUGGAUCCGACCGUUACUACACUUUUGAACCCGCUAACCUCCUCUCACUUCAGUCAUCUCAGCUCUGCUGCUGUUAUGGGCGCCAUUCAGCUGCUCUUUUUCGCCUUUGUGCUGACAGCAUGGUCAGCUGUCGGAGACCAAGAGGAACCCACUCACGUAGACGGAGCUCCGCCUUCAAAAAUAGCUGUGGUUGGAGCUGGGAUUGGAGGGAGUGCUACUGCCCACUUCCUACGGCAACACUUUGGCCCUGAGGUGCAGGUGGAUGUGUUUGAGAAGGGUAAGGUUGGAGGCCGUCUUGCCACCGUAACUGUCAAUCACAAUGACUAUGAGUCAGGAGGCUCCAUCAUUCACUCCCUCAACCUCCACAUGCAGGAGUUUGUCAAACAGCUAGGUUUGAGAUAUCGUCGCAAUGUGGCAGGAAAGAUGGCAGUUUUUAAUGGAGAAGAGGUCAUACUGGAGGAGACAGACUGGUACCUGCUGGACCUUUUCCGCCUGUGGUGGCGCUACGGAAUCAGCUUCAUACGCCUGCAGAUGUGGGUGGAAGAGAUUAUGGAGAAAUUUAUGAGAAUAUAUAAGUACCAGGCCCAUGGCUAUGCCUUCAGCUCAGUAGAGGAACUUCUGGACUCUCUUGGAGGCAGCGGCUUCAUCAACAUGACCAGGAGGCCACUCUCUGAUUCACUGCUGGAGCUGGGUGUGUCGCAGCGCUUCAUAGAUGAGGUCAUCGCACCUGUUAUGAGGAUCAACUACGGACAGAAUGUCAGCAUCCCUGCUUUUGUAGGCGCUGUUUCCUUAGCUGGUGCCCAGAACAACUUGUGGGCGGUGGAAGGAGGCAACAAGCUGGUAUGUUCUGGCCUGCUGAAAAUGGCUAAUGCUAACCUGCUACAGGCACAAGUUAACUCCAUCUCCCCCAUCCACUCAGGAGAGGCCCUCCAGUACCAGCUGAACUUCACCACAGUAGCAGGAAAGGGAUCAGAGCUGUACGACAUUGUUGUGUUGGCGACUCCACUCCAGGCCAGUGUUGGGUCUGGACUCCAGUUUGAGGGUUUCACGCCUCCCUUCGACGAAUUACCCGGAAACUAUCACAGCACUGUAGCAACCAUUGUUCACGGUUACCUCAACACGUCUGUCUUUGGUUUCCCAGACCCCCGCCUUUUUCCAUUUGCCAGCGUUCUGACUACUGAGACACCCAGUUUGUUUUUUAACAGUGUGGCCAGCGUUUGUCCCGUCAACAUCUCAGCAGGCUUUCGGCGUAAGCAGCCACAAGAGGCCGGAGUCUACAAGGUGUUCUCGCCACAACCGCUGGACAAGUCGCAGCUUAAAUCGCUCUUCAGGUCGUACUACUCUGUGCAGGUGACUGAGUGGCAGGCUUACCCUCACUAUGGCAGCAGCCAAGGACUGCCGCCAGUGGAGCUACACCCCAACCUCUACUACCUCAAUGGCAUCGAGUGGGCCGGCAGCGCCAUGGAGAUGAGCUCAGUGGCGGCUAAGAACAUCGCUCUGCUGGCAUACCACCGCUGGAACAGACAAACUGACAUGGUGGACCAGAAAGACCUGAUGCACAGAAUCAAGACUGAGCUAUGAUCCGGUCAAUUGAAAGCCAAGACAUUUUUCAACAUACAAAUCAAAGUGUUGACACAGCAAAUUGACUAUAUGUAAAAGCAAUAGAUAGCACACAUAUGGAGAUUAAGGCCAAGGUUGACCAAUGUCAGGUUAUUAUGGGGCUAUUAUGGCCAUGUCAACAACCAUGCAUACAUCUGGCUUGGCGAUCUUCAUCAAAGAUUAAUACAGUUUAAUUUAGACAAUCUGGCCUGCAGAAAAAAACUCACCUAAGACUUGUUUAAUGGCAUCAUUAGAUACAAAUGUUAUCCUUCACUGAUUUUCAAAGGCCUGUUUAAUUUUGUUAUUUCACCCAUUAAGUCGGUUACACAGGUGAAAAGACAUAAGGCAUGUUACGCUUUUAGUUUGGGGAAUCAAUAGUGCGAAUUUUUAGUUUUCAUCCAAAAAUUGCUACGCUCUUUGCUACAAAAAUGUGAAUACCAAACAACCAGAUGGUUUCUGCACUGCAUCGCAAAAGAAAGUUACGUGGACUGUUGAAUGGACAUUAUUUAUUGGAAGUGAGGUCAGAGGUACUUGUGUGUAAAUAAUGUAAAAAGUUAUGUCAAGAAAAUGCAGCUUUUGAAUGAAAUUAUUACAUGUUUGAUUAAUCUGUCAUGUUAUAAAACUUGCAGCAUUGCUCUGAUAAUGGACCUGCUGUCUGCACCACUGAGAUCUAAAAAGUUAUCUCAGUACGCCUGUUUUUAUUUUUAUUUUUUUAUUAUUUUGGUAAAUGAAUAAAAUAAUUAUGUGGUGACUCAGUGGCCAGUGGUGCUGUACUCUAUCGUCCCUUUCAUCACACUUUUCAUUAUCUUCCCUUCCUGCUGCUAUUGUUGCGUAAUCCAGCGGAAAGAAUUUUUUUAGGGAACGAAGCCAGCCAGCUUUCACACUGGACUGAAAAAAAGAACAGCAGAGGACAGGUCUGAGCUGCUGCUCGCGAUGCUUUUGUUUCAAGCAUGAAAGCCUUACUGGAAUCUUUUUAUUUCUCUCUAAUAAAGACUGAUCUUCUAAAUAAAUAAACCAUGUCAAGACUGAGUUGGGCGUUCACUUCUAGAUGGUUUCAGAACUUUGAGAAAAGUUUUGUUUUAUAAGCUGUUGAGUUGUUACAGUAGAGUCUUGCUGAAGUUGAUGUCUGGAUUUAGUAAAACUUUUGCUCAGCUGAUAACUGAAAACCUUGUGACUCCAAAGGGCUUCAGUUGAUGGAUAAUGUGAUUGUGUCUUGUGAUCAAAAAUCACCACAUCCCUUUAAUCUAAUGAAAUAGAUUUAAAAGCCCCAAAGUGAUGGACACUGCAGUGAACAAGCUAAUAUGGAGGUUGCUAAUCUUCUAAUCAACUUUUUUUUUUCCUUUUUUUUAAAUAUUUUUUUUAUUCUCAUUUAA